This is a messenger RNA of Dictyostelium discoideum AX4, 1095 nucleotides long. RefSeq lists its product as hypothetical. The coding region runs from base 1 to 1095 and encodes 364 amino acids. The transcript has a single exon. Lineage: Eukaryota; Evosea; Eumycetozoa; Dictyosteliales; Dictyosteliaceae. The record is from RefSeq and is a predicted model, not a curated record.
AUGGAAUUAAAAUCAUUUACAUUUAAAGUUUCAAAUGUUAAAAAAUCAAAUAUUGAAAUAAAAGAUUUAGAUAUAUUUGAUAUAGUUAAUCCAAAAGAAAAUGAAUUUAUUCCACUUGCAGAAAGAAAACAAACACUUAGCUUUAAUGAUAAACCUCAAGAAAAAAGGAUUGUAAAAUCAUCAUUUACAAAACAAUCUAAAUAUAUUGGAAUUAAUUCAUUUAUAGUAUCUGCAAUAAAAGCAUAUUCACAUCAUCAUCACUUAGUGAUAAGAGUUGAUGAUAUAUGGAUGGCAAUAUUAAAUCAAUUUUCAAUUUAUGUUAAUUCAAAUGCAGAGAUAUUAAGAGAAAAGUUUGUUGAUUUCAAUGGAAAGAAAACAUUGACAGUGACUAGUAAUGUUCCAAUUUUAAGUGCACCCCUUGAUCAAUUAACAAUUCAAAUGGCUGAAAAUAUAAAAUCAAAUAUUAUUGAUCCAUCCAUUAGAGAUUUGAUUAUUGGUGAUUUUAGUACAACUACAGAAAAUGAUCGAGUUGUAUAUUCUGCAUCAUUAAUGUCAACUUUUAAAAGUUAUUUUGAUUAUAGGUAUAUGACAUUUUGUGGUUUACCAAGUGUUACAUUGCAAGGAUCAACUGAAGAUUGGUUAAAUUUAAAACAAAGAAUUGAAAGAUUAAUUGAUUUUGAAAUUGAUAGUAGUAGUAAGACAGGUGAAAUGAAAGAAUGGGUUAGUAUGUUACAUCCAAUAAUAGAUCAAUUCAUUUCCACUUCAAUGGGUAAACCAAAUAUUGAAUGGUGGAAUCAGAUCGCUGAUAAAAAACAAUCAUCUGGUAGUGUAAAUUUAACUGGUUGGAUCACUGUAUUUUGUGUAUAUGAUAAAAAUGGUAAAUGGAUUGGUAAAAAAGACACAACAAAUUCACAAUGGUUAAGAAUAAACUUUGAUUCCAUCCCAUUAGGUUAUCUAUCAACUCCAAUAACUUUAAUAGAUUUUGAUAGACAAGAAUAUAAAUGUGAUCUAUUAUCUGGUCAUAUGGCAAUUAAUAUUGAUUUAAAUGAUCAAACAAUUUUAAAACCAUCAUUAGAUUGGGUAAUUAUUAAUUAA